Molecule: messenger RNA, 615 nt
Organism: Acanthamoeba castellanii str. Neff
Lineage: Eukaryota; Discosea; Longamoebia; Acanthamoebidae
Exons: 4
Coding region: 1-615 (204 amino acids)
Molecular function (GO): protein binding
Source: RefSeq, a predicted model, not a curated record
AUGUUGUUGUUCGCCGCCACGUUCGAUGCCGGUGAUCAGUUCGUUGGCGUGGCGAUGAGAGCCACCGACAACACCACCGCUUCGUUCGCACUGUCCGAGGCCAGGGCUAGUUUGACCGGCAUCCCCUGCCCCAGGCGGCCUGGGCGACUUCACCUCCCCAACACCAUCGAAGUCAUCACGGUCGACGCCAACUGCGCUAUUCAGACUGAACACACCGCGCACACCCUCCAGGUCAUCAUCGCUGGCGGCAUUACCCAGUUCAACAUCGACUCCGAGAACAAGAAUGCCACCGCCACCUUGACCGACCGUGUUGACAUCUUUGACGUGGCCACCGGCAAGCGCACCACCUCCAAGCUGCCUAGCGGCGCCCGCGGCUACAUCACCGCCGUGGCGACCAAGGAUUUUGUGUUCUUCGCUGCGGGCCUGAAGAAGGCGGCCUACACAAUCAACGUCGACAUCAUCUAUCAGGACACCUCCAACGCGGUCGACGUCUACCACGUGAAGUCGGGCGAGUGGCGCAAGCUCACACUUGCCGGCGGAGCGAGCAUGUGGGCCACGGGCGCGACCCGGCUCGAUCUACGAGGGCGCCGAGCGCAGCUACACCGACCAGCUUGA